AGAAGGAGACGAUGAGUCCAUGGGAGCAGCAUGCGGCAGUUAUCAACCUUCCUCGUUUCGACUACAACGCUCCCUCUUCUCUUCUUCGUAACUCUCACUCUGGAUUUCUCAUCACUUGCACUCUCAAGCGAGAGAAGAGCGCCACAAAAGAAGCAAUCGUCAUCCUUCGUAAGUUCGUUGAGCCGGGUCAUUUUGACUCUUCAAACAACCUUAAUGAGAAUAGUAUUUCCAAGAGACGGAAUUUGAUUGAUGAUGCUGGUGAGGAAUGUUUGGAUAGCAAGGAAACUGAGUCUGCUACUGCUGACUCUGGAGAUGGUAUUCAGUUUAUCUACUCCCUUUCUGCUACCUCACACUCAGUCUCCUCCAUUUAUGUUCAUGUUUAUGUUUACUCUGAUCAAUCACAAACCCUUCUGCACAAAUUCUGAGUUUCUUCUCAAAUUCGAAUAAUUACUUGGCUUGAAAGAGAUCACAAAAAACAAAAUUGCUCACAAUUGAAUGUAUGCACUCCAAAGAUUACAGCCUCUUUUUAAAUCCCUAGUUCAGAACGACACCCUAA
Messenger RNA from Vigna radiata var. radiata (mung bean), 556 nucleotides. RefSeq lists its product as uncharacterized. Gene Ontology annotation, biological process: tRNA modification. NCBI's taxonomy places the organism in Eukaryota, Viridiplantae, Streptophyta, Magnoliopsida, Fabales, Fabaceae. The record is from RefSeq and is a predicted model, not a curated record. The transcript has 3 exons. Gene Ontology annotation, molecular function: RNA binding. Bases 12 to 425 code for a protein of 137 amino acids.